CCCCCCAUUCAAGAAGCCGCUCCGCUAUCCCGGGCAGCACAGGGCGCCCGGCGCGCCUCGGAGCGCACGUUCCGCGCCUUCUCCUGCCGGCUCCCUGGACAUUAUGCGGCCGAGCAGCCGAGCCCCAGCCCUCCUCCUCCUCCUCCUCCGGUUCCUCCUGCGGCCCGAGCGGCUCAGCUCUCGGCAGGCGGCGGCGUUGCUCAGCCGAGCGCAGACGGGACCCUCGCGGCGAGACCUCAGCGACUCCUAAAGUCAAAAGUUGGCGGCGGGCGCCAGGCUCCGCGCGCUCACCGCGGCCGCUGCCUCGCGUCGCCGCCGCAGCCAAGCCGGGCAGGAGGGAGGGGGGUGGGAGCCACGGGGGAGGGGGGGGGAGCACCAUGCAGUUUGUAUCCUGGGCCACACUGCUAACGUUCCUGGUGCGGGACCUGGCCGAGAUGGGGAGCCCAGACGCCGCGGCCGCCGUGCGCAAGGACAGGCUGCAUCCGAGGCAAGUGAAAUUAUUAGAGACCCUGAGAGAAUACGAAAUCGCGUCUCCCAUCCGAGUGAACGCUCUCGGAGAACCCUUUUCCACGAACGUGCACUUCAAAAGAAGGCGACGGAGCAUUAAGGCUGCCUCCGACCCCUGGCCUGCCUUCGCUUCCUCCUCUACCUCUUCCCAGGAGCAUUACCGCCUCUCUGCCUUCGGCCAGCAAUUUCUAUUUAAUCUCACUGCCCAUGCUGGAUUUAUCGCUCCAACGUUCACUGUCACCCUCUUUGGGACGCCCGGGGAGAAUGAGACAAAGUUUUAUUCCGAGGAGGAAACGGAGCUCAAGCAUUGCUUUUACAAAGGCCAUGUCAAUACCAAGUCCGAGCACACGGCGGUCAUCAACCUCUGCUCAGGAAUGCUGGGCACUUUCCGGUCCCAUGAUGGGGAUUAUUUUAUUGAACCACUACUGUCCAUGGACGAGCAAGAAGAUGAAGAUGAACAGAACAAACCGCACAUCGUCUAUCGGCACAGCACCCUGCACAGAGAGCCCUCAACGGGAAGGCGUGCAUGUGACACCCCAGAACACAAAAAUAGUCACAACAAAGACAAGAGGAAAAUAACAAGAAGACUGGGAGACAGACCUAGCCUGGCUGAAGAUGUGGCUGUAUUAAAAGCCAGCCUAGCAACAAAGGCCCUUUCUGCCUAUAGUAACAAGACGGACAGCAUCAGGGAAAAGAGGACACACAGAAGAACAAAACGUUUUUUAUCCUAUCCACGGUUUGUAGAAGUGAUGGUGGUGGCGGACUACAAAAUGGUUUUAUACCACGGACCAAACCUUCAACACUAUAUUUUAACUCUAAUGUCAAUUGUAGCCUCUAUCUAUAAAGACCCAAGUAUUGGAAAUUUAAUUAAUAUUGUUAUUGUGAACUUAGUUGUGAUUCAUAAUGAACAGGAAGGACCUUCCAUUUCUUUUAAUGCCCAGGCAACUUUAAAAAAUUUUUGCCAAUGGCAACACUCGAAGAAUUCUCAAGGUGGAAUCCAUCAUGAUACUGCUGUUCUUGUAACCAGACAGGAUAUCUGCAGAGCUCAUGACAAGUGUGAUACUUUAGGUCUUGCUGAGCUGGGCACCAUCUGUGAUCCCUACAGAAGCUGUUCUAUUAGUGAAGACAGUGGAUUGAGUACGGCUUUCACAAUAGCCCAUGAGCUGGGCCAUGUGUUUAACAUGCCUCAUGAUGACAACAACAAGUGCAAGGAGGAAGGCGUCAAGAGCCCCCAGCAUGUCAUGGCUCCGACGCUGAACUUCUACACCAACCCCUGGUUGUGGUCAAAAUGUAGUCGAAAAUAUAUCACUGAGUUUUUAGACACCGGUUACGGCGAGUGUUUGCUUAAUGAACCUGAAUCCAGAUCCUACCCUUUGCCUCCCCAACUCCCAGGCCUCCUGUACGACGUGAAUAAACAAUGUGAAUUGAUUUUUGGACCAGGUUCUCAGGUGUGCCCAUACAUGAUGCAGUGUAGACGACUCUGGUGCAAUAAUGUGGAUGGAGUAUGCCGGACUCAGCACACACCCUGGGCAGACGGGACCGAGUGUGAGCCCGGAAAGCACUGCAAGUUUGGAUUUUGUGUCCCCAAAGAAAUGGAGGCCCCGGUGACGGAUGGAUCCUGGGGAAGUUGGAGUCCCUUUGGAACCUGCUCAAGAACGUGUGGAGGGGGCAUCAAAACAGCUAUUCGGGAGUGCAACAGACCAGAGCCGAAAAACGGUGGCAAGUACUGUGUAGGGCGUAGAAUGAAGUUCAAGUCGUGUAACACAGAGCCGUGUCUCAAGCAGAAGCGGGACUUCCGAGAGGAGCAGUGUGCUCAGUUUGACGGCAAACAUUUUAACAUCAACGGUCUGCUUCCCAGCGUGCGCUGGGUCCCCAAGUACAGUGGAAUUCUGAUGAAGGACCGUUGCAAGCUGUUCUGCCGGGUGGCCGGGAGCACAGCCUAUUAUCAGCUGCGGGACAGGGUGGUGGACGGGACCCCGUGUGGCCAGGACACCAGCGAUAUCUGUGUCCAGGGCCUCUGCCGGCAAGCUGGAUGUGAUCACAUUUUAAAUUCCAAAGCCCGGAGAGAUAAAUGUGGAGUUUGUGGUGGCGAUAAUUCUUCAUGCAAAACAGUGGCAGGAACAUUUAAUACAGUACAUUAUGGUUACAAUACUGUGGUCCGAAUCCCAGCAGGUGCUACCAAUAUUGAUGUGAGGCAGCAUAGCUUCUCAGGGAAAUCUGAGGACGAUAACUACUUAGCUUUAUCAAGCAGUAAAGGUGAAUUCUUGCUCAAUGGAGACUUUGUUGUCACAAUGUCCAAAAGGGAAAUCCGCAUCGGGAACGCCGUGAUAGAGUACAGCGGGUCUGACAAUGUAGUGGAAAGGAUUAACUCCACAGACCGCAUUGAACAAGAACUUUUACUUCAGGUAUUAUCGGUGGGAAAGUUAUACAACCCAGACGUGCGCUAUUCUUUCAAUAUUCCUAUUGAAGACAAACCCCAGCAGUUUUACUGGAACAGUCAUGGGCCCUGGCAAGCGUGCAGCAAACCCUGCCAAGGGGAGAGGAAGCGAAAACCUGUUUGCACCCGGGAAUCUGAUCAGCUUACGGUUUCUGAUCAAAGAUGUGACCGGCUGCCCCAGCCAGCGCCCAUUACCGAACCUUGCGGCACCGACUGCGACCUGAGGUGGCACAUUGCCAGCCGGAGUGAAUGUAGUGCCCAGUGUGGCUUGGGGUACCGCACAUUAGACAUCUACUGUGCCAAAUACAGCAGGCUGGAUGGGAAGACCGAGAAGGUUGAUGACAGUUUUUGCAGUGGUCACCCGAAACCAAGCAACCAGGAAAAAUGCUCAGGAGAAUGUAACAUGGGUGGCUGGCGUUAUUCUGCAUGGACUGAAUGUUCGAAAAGCUGCGAUGGUGGAAGCCAGAGGAGAAGGGCUAUUUGUGUCAACACCCGCAAUGAUGUCCUGGAUGACAGCAAAUGCUCACAUCAAGAGAAAGUCACUGUUCAGAGAUGCAGUGAGUUCCCUUGUCCACAGUGGGAAACGGCAGACUGGUCAGAGUGCCUGGUCACCUGCGGAAAAGGGCAUAAGCAUCGCCAGGUGUGGUGUCAGUUUGGUGAAGAUCGAUUGAGUGAUCGACUCUGCGACCCCGAGACCAAGCCGGCCUCCAUGCAGACGUGUCAGCAGCCAGAAUGUGCGUCCUGGCAGGCGGGUCCCUGGGGACAGUGCAGUGUCACUUGUGGACAGGGAUACCAGCUAAGAGCAGUGAAAUGCAUCAUUGGGACUUACAUGUCUGUGGUAGAUGACAAUGACUGCAAUGCAGCAACUAGACCUACUGAUACCCAGGACUGCGAAUUACCAUCUUGUCACCCUCCCCCUGCUGUCCCGGAAACAAGGAGGAGUACACACAGUGCACCAAGAACCCAGUGGCGAUUUGGGUCUUGGACACCAUGCUCAGCCACUUGUGGAAAAGGUACUCGGAUGAGAUACGUCAGCUGCCGGGAUGAGGACGGCUCUGUGGCUGACGAGAGCGCCUGUGUGACCCUGCCCAGACCGGUGGCAAAGGAAGAAUGUUCUGUGACCCCCUGUGGACGGUGGAAAGCUUUGGACUGGAGCCCUUGCUCUGUGACAUGUGGGCAAGGCAGGGCCACCCGGCAAGUGGUAUGUGUCAACUACAGUGACCACGUGAUUGAUCAGAGUGAGUGUGACCCAGAUUACAUCCCAGAAACCGACCAGGACUGUUCCACAUCGCCGUGCCCUCAGCGGACCCCAGACGGUGGUCUUGCUCAACACCCCUUCCACCAUGAGGAUUCCCGCCCCCGGAGCGCCGGGCCCAGCCGCACCCAUGUGCUCGGGGGAAACCAGUGGAGGACUGGCCCCUGGGGAGCAUGUUCCAGUACCUGUGCUGGUGGAUCCCAGCGGCGUGUGGUUGUGUGUCAGGAUGAAAACGGAUACACUGCAAAUGACUGCGUGGAGAGGAUAAAACCUGAUGAGCAGAGAGCCUGUGAAUCUGGCCCUUGUCCUCAGUGGGCUUAUGGCAACUGGGGAGAGUGCACUAAGCUAUGUGGCGGAGGCUUACGGACAAGACUGGUGGUCUGUCAGCGGCCCAGCGGUGAACGGUUUCCAGAUCUGAGCUGUGAAAUCCAUGAUAAGCCUCCAGAUCGUGAGCAGUGUAACACACACGUGUGUCCUCAAGACGCUGCGUGGAAUACCGGCCCUUGGAGUUCGUGUUCUGUCUCUUGUGGUCGAGGGCAUAAGCAACGAAAUGUUUACUGCAUGGCAAAGGAUGGAAGCCAUUUAGAAAGUGAUUACUGUAAACACCUUGCUAAGCCAAAUGGGCUCAGAAAGUGCAGAGGAGGACGAUGCCCCAAAUGGAAGGCUGGCGUCUGGAGUCAGUGCUCCGUAUCCUGCGGCCAAGGCACACGGCGGAGAAGUGUAGGCUGUCAGAUGGGAGCACACAAAAUAGCCAGAGAGUCCGACUGCAACCCGUACACCAGACCGGAGUCGGAGCGCGUCUGCCAAGCCCCGCCGUGUCCUCGCUAUGCUUGGAGGGCAGAGGAAUGGCAAGAAUGCACCAAGACAUGCGGCGAAGGCUCCAGGUACCGCAAGGUGCUGUGCGUGGAUGCGGACAAAGGCAGUGAGGUUCACGGCAUGCACUGUGACAUGAGCAAGCGGCCGGCGGACCGCGAGAGCUGUACUUUGCAGCCCUGCGAGUAUGUCUGGAUCACAGGAGAAUGGUCAGAGUGCUCAGUGACCUGUGGAAAGGGCUACAAACAAAGGCUCGUCUCCUGUAGCGAGAUUUACACCGGGAAGGAGAAUUACGAGUACAGCUACCAGAGCACCAUCAACUGCCCGGGCACUCAGCCUCCCAGCGUCCACCCCUGCUACCUGAGGGAGUGCCCCGUCUCUGCCACCUGGAGAGUCGGCAACUGGGGGAGCUGCUCGGUGUCGUGUGGCGUGGGAGUGACUCACCGGUCUGUGCAGUGUUUAACCAACGAGGACCAGCCCAGCCACUUGUGCCCUGCAGAUCUGAAGCCAGAAGAGAGGAAAACGUGUCACAAUAUCUAUCACUGUGAGUUACCCCAAAACUGCAAGGAGGUAAAGAGACUGGAAGGAACCAAUAAAGAUGGUGAAUAUUUCCUGCUCAUCAAGGGAAAGCUCCUGAAGAUCUUCUGUGCAGGGAUGCAGUCGGACCACCCCAAAGAGUACGUCACGCUGGUGCACACCGACUCAGAGAAUUUCUCCGAGGUGUACGGGCAUAGGUUGCACAACCCCACCGAGUGUCCGUACAACGGGAGCCGACGGGACGACUGCCAGUGUCGGAAGGACUACACAGCGGCUGGGUUUUCCAGCUUCCAGAAAAUCAGGAUAGACUUGACGACGAUGCAGAUCAUCACCACUGACUUACAGUUUGCCAGGACGAGCGAAGGGCACCCUGUCCCUUUUGCCACAGCUGGGGACUGCUACAGUGCUGCCAAGUGCCCGCAGGGUCGUUUUAGCAUCAACCUUUACGGAACCGGCCUGUCUUUAACCGAAUCAGCCAGAUGGAUAUCACAAGGGAAUUACGCUGUCUCCGACAUUAAGAAGUCUCCGGAUGGAACCCGAGUCAUAGGAAAAUGUGGUGGUUACUGUGGAAAAUGUACCCCAUCCUCUGGCACCGGCCUGGAGGUCCAAAUAUUAUAGUUAAGGUGCUCUGAAGAGGAAGUCAUUAUGGGAUGGAUGAAGGAUAGUAAUGCAAUACCUCCACCUGAAAUUGGUGUGCGUGCGUGUGUGUGUGUGAGGACUUGUAUGAGUGGGUGUGUGUGUACAUAUGCAUAUAUAUACAUAGACACACACACACAUAUACACGUAUAUGUGUGUGUGUGUGUAUGUGGAAUAUCCUAAUGAUGUAAAGUUUAAUAUUUAUGUUUGAAAUUAUUUAUUGUGAUGUAAUAUUUUUGUACGUAAAAUGAUUCUAUUACGACUGCCUUUUGCAUAAUUUGUCCCUUGCAGUCAGAUCACUGCAUUUUACGUACUCUACAUUAUAUGUAGUACUAUGACAGAAGUGAUCCUUCAUUAUCACGGUACAUUAUUGUUUACUUUCUAUCUGUAAAUAUUCUGCUGUUACUUUUAAAAUUGUACUUCGUUUUUGUUUUUUAAAACAACCUAGCUGCCAUCAAGGUGCUACAAGGGUCAUAUGAGUGUAUUUUGGCAUUCCUAGGAAAGUAUCCGCCAAUUAGUAAUGUAGUAAUGUCACAGAUCAUUGCAGCUAUUAGUGAUGUUAAUUGUCUAUUCAGUUUCAUGUGAUCUCUGGGAAAAAAAAAAUUGCUGCCUUGGUGCUAUAUAUUGUAUAUACUUAAGUGAUAUCAGACUCAGAAAUGUAAACAUUUUUAAUAAAAGGGAGGAAUGGAAGGACAGUUUACAAUGGACAGAAUCACUUGGAAAAGUAAGACCAGCUUGUUUAUCCUUAUGUUUGGCCAUGCCUGUUUUGGAAGAGAGGUAGACUCUGUUCUUUAUUUUGUUAUCGUUAUUAAUACUUUGCUUCAGUUCUUGGCGCCUUGAUCUCUCCGAAGUUAAAUGGAGGCUACUCCAAAGCAGCUUCAUUAUAGAAUGAUACUAAGAAAGUGGGACUCUCUCAAUAUUUUGCCAAGAUGUUCUAAAGUGAUGUCCAUGUUUACUGGUUGCAAGACAGAGGGUGCUCAGGAUGGGAUGACCUUCAGGACCCCCAGCACACCUGGAGAAGUUCAGGACCAGUUUUUAGUCAUCACAAUUGUCUUGUCACCAGCAUGUCACAGGAUAAACACAUUGGCUGGUGACAUGACUUCUCUUCAGAACGUGAGCCUAGGACCCCGCCAGUGUCCAUGGCUGCUACCGCAAUCAGCAUUUGUGAGAAGACAUAAACUGUGGAGUACGAGACACCUGAAUCUUUCUGAUUGUCCAUUAACCAACUGCUUGUAACUUAUUUCCAAAAUGGAAGUUGAAGUCAUCUUUCUGACCUUCUGACCUGAUUGAAGGGAAGCCAUUGCCAGUGGCCCACGCCAGGUGCUCGGUUUGAGAAAUCCAGCCCACCUCCACAAUUCAAAGAGAUUGGGAAAAAAAACCUGGCAGUAACCUCCAACCCCAAACAAACUCCAGAGUGCUCCAGAAGAGGCUAUACUCAGUGUAUGAAUGUGUUAUUCUCGUUUAUUAAUACAUUGUGAAAAUAUACUAUGAAUAAAUACCAUGAGCACAUCCAAA
This is a messenger RNA of Mustela erminea (ermine), 7700 nucleotides long. RefSeq names its product ADAM metallopeptidase with thrombospondin type 1 motif 9 (gene ADAMTS9). Bases 378 to 6167 code for a protein of 1929 amino acids. Gene Ontology annotation, molecular function: metalloendopeptidase activity; zinc ion binding. Lineage: Eukaryota; Metazoa; Chordata; Mammalia; Carnivora; Mustelidae. The transcript is spliced from 40 exons. Gene Ontology annotation, cellular component: extracellular matrix. Gene Ontology annotation, biological process: extracellular matrix organization; proteolysis. The record is from RefSeq and is a predicted model, not a curated record.